CUUAGCAGUGCUGAUUUUCGCACAAGCGCUCCUCGUCUCAUCAGCUGCUUGAACUCAAAGUGAGCAGCGGACAGGAACACUUGAGCCCUCGUGCUCAGUGAAGAAGGCAGUUUGGAUGAACAUCAGUAGCUUCCGAUAUUACAGGUUUAAAAUAUCGCGAGAGCCCUGUUAAUAUGUAGUUUAUAAAAGUGUUAGUUACAUAAAAAACUGGAUUUUUUUUUAUUUAUUUUUUUUCUGAACGGGUGAGAAGCAGAAGAGAGAAUUUCGUGCAGCCUAUAAAGCAAUUUAAACUUUGUGGAAAUAUGUAACUGUGACAAAUGAGAUUAAAGCAUGGAGCAGUCGGCCACUCUCGACAUAGAGACGCUAAAGAUCACCCAGGAGCAGUUUAUCCUUGCGUCGCAGUCCCUGCACCUCCAGCGGCCCGGCUGUGAUGCUGUGUACCCGGUGGGUCUGUACGGCUGGAGGAAACGAGGCCUCUACUUCUUCCUGCUGCUGCUGCUGGUCACCAUGAUCGUGAACCUGGCCCUCACUGUGUGGAUCAUAAAGGUCAUGAAUUUCUCUGUGGACGGGAUGGGGAACCUGCAGCUAAACCACGACGGGAUUCGCCUGGAGGGAAUCUCUGAGUUCGUCCUGCCUCUCUACGUGAGCGAGAUCCAAUCCAGAAGGAAGAUUCCAGUUCUACCCGUGCUGAGCUGUCUGUCAAAGCUGACAGGAAGAUUGAUAGAUAGACUCUUCUGUGUAUUAUUCCUCCUCACCCUGCGGGCUUCCUCUGUGCAGGACAGCAUGUUGGUCUUUCAGUCAGAAAAGAACGUAACGCUGAACGUCAGAAACGAACAAGGUCAUCUGACUGGCCAGCUCACUGUGGGACCUGAGGCUGUGGAGGCUCAGUGUAAGGGACUAGAGGUGCGAAGUAAAGACGGGGAGAGACUGCUGUUCACGGCCAACGAAGAGGAAGUCAUCAUGACCACUGAAAAGUUUACUGUCACAGGCUCAGAAGGUGCUGUGUUUGGACACUCGGUGGAGACUCCCCUGAUCCAGGCGAGAGCCUCUGAGGACCUGAAGCUGGAGUCUCCAACGCGGACACUGACUAUGGAGGCCCCCAGAGGAGUGGAAGUGAGUGCUGCCAUGGGGCCGCUGAAGGUCAGCGGUCGAAAGGACCUACAGCUGGAAUCCACCGAGGGAGAGAUACUUUUAGACGCCAACACCAUUCAGCUGGGCAGCCUCCCGCUGGGCGUCUACACCGCGUUGCCCCAUCAGGUCUCCCAGGAACAGGAAGUAUACGAGGUGUGCGUCUGCCCCAGCGGUAAGAUCUACCUCUCCCCUGCAGAGAGCAGCUCCACAUGUCAGGCUAUGAGUAACAUCUGCCUCUGGAGCUGACCUGGGGACAACUUUUAACAUCUGCUCCGGGGCUGCUGAGAUCAAGACGCCUCUCUCUCUUUCGGCGCAUUUGAUGAAGGGUGAAGCUCCAACUCUUUGCUGUCUGAGCUCAGAUCAGGACAGAAGCAUCAGUCGGCUGCCUGCAGCGGUCUGCUGGAGGUCAGGACUCCUGUACUGCUGACAGCAUUUGAUGAACAGCAGGCGGAGCAGCUCUCUGGAAUCAGGAACAGGAACACUUCCACUAACUUUUUUUUAGAGGACACACCUUUAUUUUUCUACUUUGUUUUAGAUGGAGACAAAAAGAUUAAACGAGGGUGCCUUCAGCAUAAAAGGAAUCAUUUUGUGACCUGUCUGUGAUGUUUAAAGACGAGUAAGCACAAUUCUGUCAUCUUUCCCCCCCCAAAAGAAACAUUUUUUAAUAAUCUCAAUAGAUUUUUUUGGUUCUUUUCCACUGUGUCAACAGCUGUUCUGUUUGAAAUUAAACAUGUUUUUAUGUGGUAUGAGUUGAAUUUGUCAAACUGAGAGAGAAAAGGAGACAUGUUGAAUGUUCAGGUAAAUAUUACCUUCAGAGGACUCUUCCACGACAAGGUAAAUCUAUUUUUCUUGAUAUCACUUAAGAAAAUACUUCAUAAUAAAAUGCAGUACAUCAUAAAAA
This is a messenger RNA of Notolabrus celidotus (New Zealand spotty), 2032 nucleotides long. RefSeq names its product zeta-sarcoglycan-like. Lineage: Eukaryota; Metazoa; Chordata; Actinopteri; Labriformes; Labridae. The record is from RefSeq and is a predicted model, not a curated record. Gene Ontology annotation, biological process: cardiac muscle tissue development; heart contraction. The transcript is spliced from 9 exons. Gene Ontology annotation, cellular component: sarcolemma; sarcoglycan complex. The coding region runs from base 331 to 1377 and encodes 348 amino acids.